CGCUCAGACCCCGCCUCUUACGGAAGCCGAAGCGUAGGGUCUAAAUCCGGAAGAAAAACAAUCGGGAGAGGGAGCUGGCCGGCGGCACCUGCUGCCAGAGGCGGGGCAGAUUGGGCCAGGAUAGGCUGCGGCGGGGAGAGCGAGCCGGCCGGGCCACCGCGUGGGGACGAUGGCGGCCAUGAACCCACAGACCGAGCUGAGAGUCAGGACGCUCAGCAUACAUGUCGUGACAUGGAACGUGGCCUCUGCAGCACCCCCUCCAGACCUCAGUGAUCUGCUUCAGCUGAACAACCUGAACCUGAAUCUGGACGUGUAUGUCAUUGGUUUGCAGGAAAUGAACUGUGGGAUCAUGAGCCUCCUUUCUGACACUGCCUUUGAAGACCCAUGGAGCAGUUUCUUCAUGGAUGUGCUUUCCCCUCUGAGCUUCGUCAAGGUCUCCAGUGUCCGCAUGCAGGGGCUUCUCUUACUGAUCUUUGCCAAGUAUCAGCAUUUGCCCUUUAUCCAGAUCCUCUCUACUAAAUCCACCCCCACUGGCCUCUUUGGGUACUGGGGGAACAAAGGGGGUGUCAACAUCUUCCUGAAGUUUUACGGCUACUAUGUCAGCAUCGUCAACUGCCAUCUGCCCCCGCACGUGGCCAACAAUGACCAGCGGCUGGAGCACUUUGACCGGAUCCUGGAGAUGCAGAAUUUUGAGGCACAGGAUAUCCCCAACAUCCUGGACCACGACCUCAUUCUCUGGUUUGGAGACAUGAACUUUCGGAUUGAGGACUUUGGGUUGCACUUUGUUCGGGAAUCCAUAAAAAAUCAGUGCUACAGUGACCUGUGGGAGAAGGAUCAGCUCAGCAUUGCCAAGAGACACGACCCGCUGCUCCGGGAGUUCCAGGAGGGCCCCCUGCUCUUCCCGCCCACCUACAAGUUUGAUAAGAACUCCAACAACUAUGACACCAGUGAGAAAAAGCGCAAGCCCGCGUGGACCGACCGCAUCCUGUGGAGGCUGAAGCGGCAGCCCCAGGCCGCCAUCCACACCCCGACGCUGUCAGCCCCCCACUUCACCCUGUUUCUGAGGAGCUACGUCAGCCACAUGCUGUACAGCGUCAGUGACCAUAAGCCUGUCACUAGCACCUUUGACUUGGAGCUGAAGCCAUUGGUAUCUGCCCCACUGAUCACCCUGCUGCCCGAGAGCCGGUGCACCACGGAGAGCGACAUGCUGAUCAGCUACUCCCUGACCGCAGACUUCCUCAGCAGCCCCUGGGACUGGAUUGGCCUGUACAAGGUGGGGCUGCGCCACAUUAAUGACUACGUGUCGUAUGUCUGGGUCAGGGACAACCAGGUCUCCUUCAGCGACGGGCUGAACCAGGUGUACAUCGACAUUAGUGACAUCCGUGAGACUGAGGAUCAGUUUCUCCUUUUUUACUAUAGCAACAACCUACAUUCUGUGGUGGGGAUAAGCACACCCUUCAAGAUCCAGCCUCGCUCCUUCUUGGCGGAGGGCCCCCUGGAUGAAGCCCAACCACAGAUCUGAGCCGGGAUAGAGUGAAUCCAGGGCGGAGGCUGGAGCUGGCAGCCAGCUCUGCCUACCACUGCCAGGAGUGCUGGGGGCCCAGCCCAGCCCCCUGAGGAGGCAGCGGUAUUCUCCACCUCCCAGGGGGGCCUCUAGCCACGCUCCUUUGCUCUCUCCAGUCCGGAUCCCUGGAAUUGGCCCCUUAAAUACAGGUUUUUGUUGCUGA
Delphinapterus leucas (beluga whale) is the source of this 1727-nucleotide messenger RNA. RefSeq names its product inositol polyphosphate-5-phosphatase K (gene INPP5K). Gene Ontology annotation, biological process: negative regulation of insulin receptor signaling pathway; negative regulation of glycogen biosynthetic process; negative regulation of peptidyl-serine phosphorylation. Gene Ontology annotation, molecular function: inositol bisphosphate phosphatase activity; phosphatidylinositol-4,5-bisphosphate 5-phosphatase activity; phosphatidylinositol-3,4,5-trisphosphate 5-phosphatase activity. Lineage: Eukaryota; Metazoa; Chordata; Mammalia; Artiodactyla; Monodontidae. Gene Ontology annotation, cellular component: endoplasmic reticulum; cytoplasm; plasma membrane. The record is from RefSeq and is a predicted model, not a curated record.